Cuscuta epithymum is the source of this 2649-nucleotide messenger RNA. Lineage: Eukaryota; Viridiplantae; Streptophyta; Magnoliopsida; Solanales; Convolvulaceae. The record is from the annotation of a GenBank genome assembly.
GUAUGAGGUGUCCUUGGAUAGCCUUUGAAGUCUAUUAUCUCAAUUGAGUGGUCUUUGUUCGAGGAGAGAAGGCUUAUCUUGCAAAAAUCGAGCUGGAACGAGCAAAGGUCUGUGAACUCGAGCUGUGAGAGUGCUGAGACUGUUUGGUCGAUAUCUCGAGUUUUACAAGUCCAAUUAAGGCGUGUGAGAUACCCACAGAAAGCUCUCAAGACGAGGAAUCCGUGAAGGUCUGGUUUGCAGGAAUCGGAGUUGUGGAAGGCUUCCAAAUCGUCCGAGCAAAACACAACCUCGCAGGAGAGGAUUUAAUCUUCUAAAGUGAGUUUUAACCCCAAAGCUUUACUUUUCAUUCUCCAAAUGAUAUGAACGAUUGGUGAGACUAUUAUACACUAAUCCAAGUGUAUAAUAUGUCCCUAAAAAGUUAUCUUAUUGAUGUAAAGGUUAGAUACUAACCUAGAUGCAAAUAUUGGAAAACUAGGAAUCGAGUUAGCCGGAAAACACCCGUUCUAGGGGCUGUUUUCGUAUCAACGAUUAAGGGUUGAACUAGCACUUUGAGGAGGCUGUUUAACACUCAUAUUUGAGCAAGGAAUCAGUCCCAAAUCCACCUUGACCAAAGAUUUGACCAUUGGACCAAGAAGGGAAAGUUUAAAGCUCAAUUGAGGUGAGGAUUGACAUCUAAUUGCUUACAACUUGUAGGUUAAGCAUGAGAUUACCUAAAUGCUUAAAUCAUGAUUUUUCAUGGAUUAUGAUGACUAUAUAUUGAUGAAAUAUUGAUAUAGUUGCCAAAGAAUGAAUUUGGAAUGAUUUGAGAAAGUAUGAAUAAUAUGAGAUUAAAUGAGUAUAAAUGAACUAUUUUGUGAAAAUGGGCAUUUUGCUCAUGUAUGAAUCAUGUGGAUACAUAAAUGAAUAUUUGUGUAUUGAGAUUGAAUACUUAAGUUGCUGCUACAUAAUUAUAAAUAUGUAGAGAAUUACAAACAAUGAGGAUAAUGGUACGAUAACAAUAAUCUUAAUAGUAUUGGAAUACUAGUUAGUGAUUAUUGGAACUUGUUGAUUAAAUUGAUCCUAGGGAUUGGAUUGUAUGAAAGGUACUUGAAUGUAGUUCAAGUGUAUAUGAUAACUUAGUAUGGAACUAAGGUUAAGUUAUGGGGAGUCUUUAAGGAUGACCCAUGGUAGUUUAAUGCUAUGUCAAUUCUAGGCAUAGGGUUGCUUGAGAAUUGGACCUUAAUGCAUGGUGAUGUGAUAGAGCCGAGCUCUAGAAUGCAUGUAAGGUGUAGACUUGGAGUCUAUGUAUUGUAUAGCUAGAGCCGAGCUCUAGGACUUGCGUGGUGAUGUGAUAGAGCCGAGCUCUAGAACGCAAGGUAGGGAAAUUGACCCGAGGUAUAUGAAUUGUAUGGUGAUGUGGUAGAGCCGAGCUCUAGAAUACAAUGUCAUGUACUAGGGUUGGACUCUAGGAGUUGUCGUGGCUUAUAGUCACGGGGUUGGGAAUGGUGAUUUCCAAAUGAAAACGGGCCCACGGGCCGACUACUUGACUUUUAUAUAAAGUAAGUAUAUUUUUAAACGGGGUAACUUAGGGUUACAAUCAUAAUGUACUAUCACCCUACUUGAGGGUCUUGUGUUUGAAAUACUUGUUGUAUAUCUAUUAGAUGCCUGCCACACCAGUACUUUAUAGCCGUAUAGAGUACUGACCCCUUCGGGGGCGUCCCACCACCAUUUCAGGUUGAGGCUAGAGCUUGCUUCCUGUGCUCGUUGAUCGAGUGAUUCCUUGGAGAGAAGACUUGGUUCGUGCUUCCUCCAUUCUGUUUUUAAAUAAUAUUAAACUUGCUCAUGGAUAUUUUACUUUAGAGCCUGCGUGCUCAUGUUUGCCCUGUGUGGCCCUUUUGUUUUAAACAAUGUUUUCCGCUGCGUAUUCAAUUGUUUAUUAUGUAUGUUUAUGGAUGACUUAUGUGUGAAUGAUAUUCAUGACGCCUUGUAUAAUAUGAAUGUGUUGGACUGCGGUUGACUAUUCGUAUCGUACGGCGGGUUGUUGACGUGUCCGGGGAGGUCCGGGGCGUGACAAUUAAGUUGGUAUCAGAGCCUUAGUCCAUAAACUUCAUAAUGAAGUCUCAAAAUUCUCUUUUUGAAAAGAUUUUGAAAACCAUGAGCAUGGAAGUUUUGUACUUGGAGAGCUUUUGGUACUUGGGUUGCAAGGUCUCUAAUUGUUAAGAUGGUACCCUUAGCAAUUGGUAUGGCGGUGACUCGAGCCAAAAUGUGUCUUAAGUACCUAUCCGUCAAUUGACAUUUGAUACGAGUCUAACGACUCCUUCCAAAUUUCUUUCAGAAAUGGACCGUGGUGGCAGGAUUACUAGGAGAAACCCGACGGGUCGUGUACCAGUGGAGACUGGACAGGGCAGUCGAAGGACCUCUAGGGCAUCUAGAGGAGCUGGCCGUGGAGGCCAAUCACAGACCGUGAGCGACGGUCAUGUCGACACGGAAAGUGAAACCUACUGGUCCUAUGAGGACUCGACCUAUCGACCGGAAACUGAACCGGUUGAGACCCCUUAUGAAGGGGAUGAUGAUGAUGUAAGUGAUGAGGAGGAAAAUGGCUCCUUAGCACGGAUUGAAGCACUACUUCAACAGUACCACCGUGAGCGUGAGGAGAGGAGGGAACGCCGA